AUGAGACUUGUGAUCCUGGAGGACUAUGACCUGGCCAGUGAAUGGGCAGCCAAAUACAUCCGCAACAGAAUCAUCCAGUUCAAGCCCAGUGCUGACAGAUACUUCACCUUGGGAUUACCCACAGGUAAACUUUGGUUGAUUUGCAGAUAGAAUAAGUGUAUCUGGUAAUUACUGUAACUUGCCAGGGACUAAAUGUUAGUUUACAUGUAGGUAUGUAAGUAUCAUCCAUGUCCCUCUCUUUUAGGAAGCACUCCUUUUGGCUGUUACAAAAAGUUGAUAGAGUUUCACAAGAAUGAGGAACUCUCUUUCAAAUAUGUGAAGACCUUCAACAUGGAUGAGUAUGUGGGUGAGUUUGAGCCUACAGGUACAAAUUACGCUCCUAACCACAGACGGGAUCAGAAUUUCUUAGCCCAAGCCAAACCCUUAGUAACAGCAAAGGGUAAAAAUCAAACUGACCCUGUAUGAUUUUUGGGGUGUAAUAAAGUAGGGACGUAGAAUCAGUGGUGUAGCCUUGCAGGAAGAAAGAAUCUGCCCGCUCAGCUCAUUUAUAACCUUAGGAAGUGGGAGGUGACGUUGGCUGCUACUGGGAGUUUAGCUGACAUGGCUGGAUUUCAGUAGCAGAGUGAUUGAAACUGGCGUUUGUUUUUGCUUUAGUCUUUAAAAGCAAGAAUGUCACAGUUAUGUCCCUCUGCCUCAAAAGUCCCAACUUUCUUCUGUUUUAGCAAAUUGGUAAGCUGCAGGCAAUUAAGUAAAAACAACCUUGCUUACCGAUUCAUCAUCUCCAUCUUAUUGCAUAUGCCUUUAUACUCCCUUUCUAUCAGCAAUGAUGAGAAAAUGUCUUGCUUUAACCUGUCUUUCCUACCAAAUCAAAGCUUAUUUGUUAGCCUAUAUGCACAGGCUACAGCAUAGUGUACACAGUACAAUUAAAUGCUUAUUUGCAAGCUCUCCUCUCAAACAGUGUAACUGUUGUUUUUAUAUAUAAGCAAGAAAAGCACAAAAGAACACUGUUAUAGAACUUGUAAGAAAUAUAACUAUAGUAAGAAAAACACUUACUUAUCAUAGGCCUGCCCCGGGCCCACCCAGAGAGCUACCACUCCUACAUGUGGAAUAACUUCUUCAAGCACAUUGACAUCGAUCCAGCUAAUGCCAAUAUCUUGGAUGGCAAUAUCACUGACCUGGAAGCAGAGUGUGAGGCCUUUGAGAAGAAGAUCGCCCAGGCUGGGGGAAUCGACCUGUUUGUGGGAGGUUCGUUUUUAUACUUGCAUGCAUGCUUGUGGCGUAAAUGUAUUUUAAUGUGUUUUAACACCUCAAGUACAGAAGAAACAUUCAGAGACGACCCGCAGUGUGUUUUUAUUUUAGCUGCAAUUGAUUUAAUUUGGGUCCAAAGUCUCAGGGCUACCUUUAUGUUAAUGAAACUGGCCUCUGGUCAUUAAUCCAUUUGUUAAUGGUCUAUGUUCAUUAAACGAGCCAAUGACUUAAAGGAAAAUUCCACCCUAAAACGAUCUUUUGGUAUUUGUUUCAUUAGUCCAUUGUUGAUAUAGUCCCAAAAUGUUUUGCAAUCAAGUUUUCAAGAUACACUACAUGACCAAAAGUAUGUGGACACCUGCUCAUCGAACAUCUCAUUCCAAAACCAUGGGCAUUAAUAUGGAGUUGGUCCCCCCUUUGCUGCUAUAACAGCCUCCACUCUUCUGGGAAGGCUUUCCACUAGAUGUUGAAACAUUGCUGCGGGGACUUGAUUCCAUUCAGCCACGAGCAUUAGUGAGGUUGGGAACUGAUGUCGGCUGUAUUUGUAUUUUGAACGUUUUAUAGCUUGAUAACUUGAUUGCUGACAUUUUGGAACUAUGUCAACAAUGGACUAAUGAAACAAAUACCAAAAUAUAGUUUUUGUGAGUAAUUCUCUCUCAAGGUAUCGGACCAGACGGCCACAUUGCCUUCAAUGAGCCAGGCUCCAGUCUAGUCUCCAGGACCAGAGUGAAGACUUUAGCCAAGGAUACCAUCGUAGCCAAUGCCCGUUUCUUUGGAAACGACCUGUCAAAGGUCCCCACCAUGGCCUUGACUGUGGGUGUGGGGACAGUCAUGGAUGCCCGAGAGGUAAAGAGGUCUUAACAGUAUAUUUAUCCAUUUGUCUGUUCAUCUAUUUUCAUGGCACAGAUAGUUUUACACUAUGUAGACACAAGAAACUUUAAUUAAUUAACCUAAUGUAGGAGUACUCAUUUUCUUUACAUAAGCUAACUUGUGUUGCAAUUAUGAAUGUGUUCAUUACAUGACUCUUGUGUCAAUAGAUGUUUCAAUUUUAAUGAUGUUAUAUUGAUUGUGUUUGUUUGUUUUAGGUUAUGAUUCUCAUCACGGGAGCCCACAAAGCCUUUGCCCUGUACAAAGCAAUAGAGGAGGGGGUCAACCACAUGUGGACCGUCUCAGCCUUCCAGCAGCACCCACACACCAUCUUUGUGUGUGACGAGGACGCCACACUGGAGCUCAGAGUCAAAACAGUCAAGUACUUCAAAGGUAAGCAUGGAAUAGGAUAGGGUUUAGGUUUAGUAUAAAGGAAAUUGGUUACAACAAAUGAUCGUGCACUUUGAUACUGGCCAGUUGGUAAGUAUUACCUACUUAACACAUUUUCCCUUAAUUGUUAAUUUCCCUCCAGGUUUGAUGCAUGUUCACAACCGACUGGUGGACCCAGUGCUCAGCAUAAAGAACCAAUAAUGGAGAAUGAAACCAAGUCAGAGAAUUCCAGACCUCAAAAUGGUGGAUGGACCCAGAGUUGUUGGUAGGCUACAACCAGCAUGACAAUGUGCCAGAGAGAUUGUUUGUCAGCACUUCAGUUGAGGGGCUAUGGUUUAAGGCUGCCAUAACAACUACCCAAGCAUUACAGUGCAUGAAAUUUGCUCAGUUUGUUACAUUGCAUUAGGGUACUAUGAAGGCUAACUGUAAAUGCCCCUCAGCUGAUAUGUUAUAGAUGCCAUGAAUUCUCACACACAACUGUUACCAAUAUAUUAUGAGGUCAGACUCUUUGCAGUAUUAGUCUCAAACAGAUUUAUUUGCCUUUUUGACUCCUCUUCUUUCUUCCAUCUGCACAAUCUAGAGACGGGAUGGAGGAAAGCAAAAUGCUUAGACCAGGUCAGAUGAAGGAAAGGAGAUGCGUUAUCAAAUAAAUCCACUUUGGGUUGUUGAGACCUGUUUAACAGGGAAACAUACAACACUAUAGUUCCUUUACACUCCAUUCCAUGUCAUUCGUAGCUUUGAGCGCUCCAUAGAUUUGUUUACCUGACAGUCAGUUAUACUUGCCAAGUUGCCACCGCAGUGAUAUACAUUCAAUAUACUGUCUUUUGUAUUUCUAUCUGAAAUGUAAUUCUUGGCCAUAUUUUAUGCUCUCACAAGAUUGUUACGGCAAUCAUUUGAUGUCAAGGCAUCAUGUUAACUUUUCAAACAUCUCCAAUCAGUCAUUCCUUUAAUUUUUUUUUCUUUUGUGGUUUUGUAGAACAUUCUACCAGAACAAGUAUGUUUUCAAUUCAUUGUAACUAAAUUUUCCUGAAAUACUGGGCUAAGAAGAUUACUGAGUCUUUUUUAGAAAUUGAUUUUGCACAUACUGUACUGUAACUCUCAUAAAAGUGCUUUAUACCGGCUGUAUUUUGUACUUUGAAAGUUAUGUAUCUUGAAAACUUGAUUGCUGACAUGCAAAACAUUUUGGGACUAAAUCAACAAUGGACUAAUGAAACAAAUACUAUAUUUAGU
This is a messenger RNA of Coregonus sp. 'balchen', 3732 nucleotides long. The record is from the annotation of a GenBank genome assembly. NCBI's taxonomy places the organism in Eukaryota, Metazoa, Chordata, Actinopteri, Salmoniformes, Salmonidae.